Molecule: messenger RNA, 6615 nt
Organism: Cydia pomonella (codling moth)
Lineage: Eukaryota; Metazoa; Arthropoda; Insecta; Lepidoptera; Tortricidae
Gene: THADA
Product: tRNA (32-2'-O)-methyltransferase regulator THADA
Exons: 37
Coding region: 101-6598 (2165 amino acids)
Biological process (GO): tRNA methylation
Cellular component (GO): cytosol
Source: RefSeq, a predicted model, not a curated record
UUUGUCCAAAGUUUUUAUCUAAACAUUGAGGUUAUGUUAUUGUUGAAACGUUCACGUUUUCUCUUUAAAUAUCAGAGUAUGAACUGAAAUUAUAUUUAUUAUGAAUGAGUUAAACUUGAGAGUUAGCGGAGGGAUAGGCGAAAAGGUCAAAAAACCCGCUGCGCCUUUAUCUAUUCCUUAUUGGAACACUGGUGUUCCUAGUGAAUUUUUCAAUAAUUUUUUAAAUUGCAACAGUGCUGAUAACCAGCUAAAGUUAUUAAAGCAGUAUCUAAACAGCCACAGAGAUGAGUUUGACCAGGAAACAGUCACAUUUAUUGUUUUGCUUUUCUGGCAUGCAGAUGCAAAACAUCCUAUUAAGGGAUUCUUAAAAAAGCACAUAACUGACUCCAGAACACUCCGCCAACCAUUCACUGAAACCUUAACCUCAGUAAUUGUCUCGGAGACUGAAGAAUCACCUACCCUCCUAUAUGGGGAUUACAUAGACACCGUAACUCGGCUGGAUACUGCUAUAGAUAAGUUUCCACCUGGUGCUGAGGCUGUGAGGUGCUUAGAGAUUGCUGUUAGUGCUUACUAUGUAAGGUGUUUGGAGACCUGUGUUAAAACACUUGAGUUGCAGAAUAAUGCUGCAGGAGAUAGUGUUGGCACUGAAGUAAAAUCCGAACCUCUUGCUCCUACAGAAAUAAACAAAAUAUAUGACCUGGUCCACCUCACUCUAAGACUUCUCCUGUACAUGAUACAGAAAGUGACAAAUGAUAACACAACCAAAUUGAGCUCUAUGUUCGAAAGGAUAAGGUCCAUUAUAUUUGCACUGAUGUUGGGCAAAGAAGUGCCCAUGGAUACGAAGUCUGUGAGUGGGAUUAUAUAUUUAACAUUGCAUUUAUUUGAGAAAGAACCUGGGUCUUGGAUUGCGGUAUUAGAGAGAGACCGAAGUGCUGAUAAUGGAACAGUCAACCUGUCAAUCUACUCCGCUGUGGCAACGGUAGUGCCUCCUGCUGAGUUGUCGGUCACAAAGGUCAAUAGUCAGCUGGCUGUGCUAGACCUGACUGAGAAGAUUCUGACGAUAGGAGACAGGUACUCAUCAGACCCCAGCCACACGCUAGCCGUAGCCCGCACCCUACUCUCAAUCAGCCGUAGUCUGAGCGCGGGCGCGGCGCUGGCGGCGCUGCUGGCGCGCUGGUGCUGGGCGCACGCGGAGCACCACAUGGACAGCGUGAGGCAUCUGGCCGCGCAGCUCAUGGCAAGGGUUGUAGCCGCUGCUGUACAGUUAGAGAAAGAAGUCGAAGUUGAAGCGCUGGCGGCGUUGCUGGCGCGCUGGUGCUGGGCGCACGCGGAGCACCACAUGGACAGCGUGAGGCAUCUGGCCGCGCAGCUCAUGGCAAGGGUUGUAGCCGCUGCUGUACAGUUAGAGAAAGAAGUCGAAGUUGAAGCGCUGGCGGCGUUGCUGGCGCGCUGGUGCUGGGCGCACGCGGAGCACCACAUGGACAGCGUGAGGCAUCUGGCCGCGCAGCUCAUGGCAAGGGUUGUAGCCGCUGCUGUACAGUUAGAGAAAGAAGUCGAAGUUGAAGCGCUGGCGGCGUUGCUGGCGCGCUGGUGCUGGGCGCACGCGGAGCACCACAUGGACAGCGUGAGGCAUCUGGCCGCGCAGCUCAUGGCAAGGGUUGUAGCCGCUGCUGCACAGUUAGAGAAAGAAGUCGAAGUUGAAGCGCUGGCGGCGUUGCUGGCGCGCUGGUGCUGGGCGCACGCGGAGCACCACAUGGACAGCGUGAGGCAUCUGGCCGCGCAGCUCAUGGCAAGGGUUGUAGCCGCUGCUGUACAGUUAGAGAAAGAAGUCGAAGUUGAAGCGCUGGCGGCGUUGCUGGCGCGCUGGUGCUGGGCGCACGCGGAGCACCACAUGGACAGCGUGAGGCAUCUGGCUGCGCAGCUCAUGGCAAGGGUUGUAGCCGCUGCUGUACAGUUAGAGAAAGAAGUCGAAGUUGAAGCGCUGGCGGCGUUGCUGGCGCGCUGGUGCUGGGCGCACGCGGAGCACCACAUGGACAGCGUGAGGCAUCUGGCCGCGCAGCUCAUGGCAAGGGUUGUAGCCGCUGCUGUACAGUUAGAGAAAGAAGUCGAAGUUGAAGCGCUGGCGGCGUUGCUGGCGCGCUGGUGCUGGGCGCACGCGGAGCACCACAUGGACAGCGUGAGGCAUCUGGCCGCGCAGCUCAUGGCAAGGGUUGUAGCCGCUGCUGUACAGUUAGAGAAAGAAGUCGAAGUUGAAGCGCUGGCGGCGUUGCUGGCGCGCUGGUGCUGGGCGCACGCGGAGCACCACAUGGACAGCGUGAGGCAUCUGGCCGCGCAGCUCAUGGCAAGGGUUGUAGCCGCUGCUUCCUACUCUCAAUCAGUCGAAGUUGAAGCGCUGGCGGCGUUGCUGGCGCGCUGGUGCUGGGCGCACGCGGAGCACCACAUGGACAGCGUGAGGCAUCUGGCCGCGCAGCUCAUGGCAAGGGUUGUAGCCGCUGCUGUACAGUUAGAGAAAGAAGGCGAUCCUUCCACCCUAGAGCAUCUCUUCACUUCACUAUAUACAGUGGACAGUUCCCGCAAAACCUUCUACGUGGUUCUGACGGCGCUGGCGGAGGCCGCGGGGGCUGCGGUGCUGGCGCGGCGGCCGGACGUCAUCCGUGACGUCAUACACGCGCUGAGCACCCAAGCGGUGCAGGCUUGCGCCACAACAUUCCUAGAAACCCUUCUAAAGAAGCACAUGCAACAAUCGGACCCGGAUACCAUCUAUCAACAGUGGAUCAGCGUAAUCCUCGAAGCGGUCAAAUGCGAGUCGGACCCGGCGGUGCUUAGUAUACUGGAGAAAAUUCUGACUAAAGCGGUGCAGUGGGAUAGCGGUGUACUACGAUACAUCUUACCCGAGCAGCGCGCACUAAGCUCAUACCAAGGGAGCGAUCUAAAAUGCAUCUUAUUAGUACUGGGCGUAGUUAGAAAAUCCGGUGUCCCGUACAAGGGAGUUACGUUCGACGAUCUCAGGCACUGCGCAUAUGAUGCCGAUGACGAGACCCUUAUCUUAAGUCUCUCGCUAGUGUCGGAGAGUCCUCGCUCCACACAACCAUUAACGGACGACGAACUUACUUUCGUGCUGCAUUUCUUGGACUAUAAUUUCAACGCACAGUCCCCAAGCUUUAGGCAACUGGUACUGGCUAAUAUGAAGAAGAUAUUAAAACGUCUCGAAGACAGCUACAAGAUGCUGAAGAGAAAACCGAAAGAACACUCAACAGAAAUAGCCUACUACCUAAACUUUAUAUCGGAGCUCCGAGCUUUAUGCUUCGCCAGUGUAUCGGCAGGGGGCGCUAGCUACGGACGCCGUUAUAUCGCGCUCCAGCUACUUAGCUGGCUGGGACAUCUACAACUCGCAGAAGAUAGGACAUGGACGGAGGAGCAGGCUGAAAUAUUGUACAACCUUCUAGAAGACAGCUAUGAGAACAACAAAGCGCUUGCCCUAGAAGUGCUCCAAAAUUGUCCAGCGGAAUUGAUAAAGCCAGUGCAUUCUACAGGCUACGUCGCGGACGCGAUAACUCAGGCUUCGUCGGUGCGGCCGACGGACUGCGUGGCCGCCUCUUACAAACUGCUGCUACUGCUGUCUUUGCCUAAGGAGUUUCAACCAUAUUAUAAAGAGCAUAAUGUGCCCUCACCAGCAUGUUUCGGCCUCCUACACAAGAUUCUAAGCGAGUUGAGAGAGCAAUGUACUCGCGCGCAGGACAUACUGCGCGCGGCACGAGACGCGCCCAUGUAUGGGCUCGUGCACUGCCUCGCGAGGCUGAUAGGGGGCCUCGACGCUAGUGCCAUAGCCAACAACGACCGGUGGUCUGCCCUGGUAGCUGACAUCAUCGCGACGUGCGAGGUGGUCAACAGCCGCGUAUCGGCCGUGGUGUCGGCCGCCAGCCCCGAGGGUCUGCUGCCUGAAGACACCAGCUCCGAUAGCUUUGGCGGCACGCGGCUGGCGGAUGGACGUGCGGUGACCGCGCAAAUGUUGCUACUGUGCGCCUGGCGGUCCGUCAAAGAGACGUCACUCCUCCUUGGCUCUAUCGUGUCUCGCUUGUGUCUCGAGGGCGAAGCCCCCACGUGGACGCUGAGCGCUAAGCAAGUUGAAGAUAUCGGCGAACAUCUGAUCAUGCUUCUGUCCACGGUGAAGCACCGCGGGGCUUUUGAGCAGGCUUAUGUGGGCUUCACACUACUUCUGGGCAGAUUAUGGAAAUGCAAGAGUGCCCUGCACCAGCUACCUUUGCAGUGGUUCUCAUCCAUAGAGCGCGGCUUCGUGAUACCUGCCGACGGCUCGACUGAGUACUGCGCGACGCGGCGCGGGGCCGGUCUGCCCUUCAUGAUUCAGGCUUUAGUAACAACGGAGCUAGCAGCGGAAUCCACCGUACCGCGCGGCCGCCUGCUGCGGCGCUGCCUCGAGCUCUGCCUCUCCGCGGCGCGCUCCCCUCCCGGCCCGGCCGCGGCGGCGCGCGCGCACCUAGUGCUGCGAGCUCUGUAUAGACACACCGCGCCGCCCGCCGCGCACACGGCCGAGGCCAUCAUGGUAGCGGUGCGCGGGUUCGAAGCCGACACUUGGACAGAGCGAAACUCAUCGACUCUCCUGUUCAGUGCCCUGACCGUGCGAGUGUUCGGCGUAGCGCGCUCUAGCGGCCAUAAGCUGUCCGCACGUAACACUAUGACAGGCCGGAUUUUCUUCCUGCGUUACCCGCAACUUUACGACUUCUUACUGGAUCAACUGAAAUCCGUGUCACCAGAUUCAACGCUCCGUCCAUCGCUGUUCCCAACAUUGCUGCUUCUGGCGAGGCUCUACCCCUCUGCUCUAGAAGGAACUGUCUCCAAUUUGAAGACAAUAAAAAAAAUUUUUUUAUUGGUAUUAGCUCUGAAUACAUUUUUAAAUUCUUUCGGGUUCCUUGUGAGCACGUUGUAUAGGCAGGAUCGAUCGAGACUUUUACAAAAAUGUGAGCUAGAUUAUUGUACCUGUGUUCAGCUGGAGUGUUUCCUGCCGCACCUGGUGGCGCUGGCUGGCGCGCGCGACGCGGGCACGCGGCGCCUGGCCGCGCGCGCCGCCGCGCCGCUGCUGCCCCCGCACAGAUGCAUAGCUCACAUGCAGUCAUUACUCGUGACACUCGGCGAUCCGAAGAUCAAGAGGAAUCUCUGCCACGGACUUUUGUGCCAGUUGACUGUCCUAUUGGAGCUUAAACCCGAUGUGACCAUCGACGAAAACUCCAGACCCACACUCCUGGCAGCUGUUCGUGAAACGUUCUGGAUUCCCAAACAUUUGGCGGACGACGCACCGUGCUUCCUUAUCGCUGACGAGUGGCUCGAGUUUAUCAACUUAAUCCUGCUAAGGUUCCCAAAACUUCUAAACGACGAUCUCCCAUCAAUGUCAUCUCUUCUCGAAACAGUCUUAUUCAGCCCGGCCCCCACCAUCACAAGCGGUCGAGAAGCGUUCCUCACGAACGCCACAUACCUGUCACUAAUUAUCAGCAAUGUACCCGCUUUGCUGACAAAACGGUGCCUCCAACACUCCGACUACGAAGUCAACUUAGCUGCUCUCAACUACCUACUCAUCCUACAUGGCUAUGAAGAAGAUUCCAGUCCAUUUUUAGACCACUUAUCUAAAAUUUUAAAUAAAGAAACUCUAGAAGAGUUAGAGCGUGAUAUAAAUUAUGUUGGAAUUCUGUGCAAAGUAACGAAAAAUGGGUAUUUAGAAUGUAAACAAAAAGCGUUAAAAGUUCUAGCGUUAACUAAAGACACGCAAAGAGAAAUAGUAAAGCUAAAGCUUGGAAAUAACGUAGAAUUAACUGAAGAAACUGUGAUAAUGGAGUUGAUAGAUUCUAUUAGGAAUGGCCAUACGAGUUUGAGCUCUAUUUACUUGCUCAGUUUGUUGAGUUUCGUAUCAAAGCCAGUUUUGGAGGUAGUGAGAGUGCUAUAUGAAUGUAGCUCGGCAGGGAAUGAGGAGGAUACUAGAGAAAUUGUGGUGGGGUAUUUGGAAAAGCAUUUGAUGACGCUGGUGAAGGCAAAAAUGAGUGCGAACAAAGCGGAGAUGUUCGAGUGGUCUGCCUUGCUGUUUGCGACGGUAGCAAUCUUGUUGGAGGACGAUUCGCCCGCCGUGCGGCAACGUGCCGCCAACGCCGUGCUCACGUCUCUACACCAUAAAGAAGCCUGCCAACAGUCGACGUCCCCGUUGGCGUCGCAGCAGUGGCGGCGCGCCGCGGCGGGCGCGCGCGCCGCGCCGGCGCUGCAGCUGCUGCUGGCCGGUCUGGACUUCUGCGCACACGUCCACACCGGCGACGAGCUCGGCGAAGAGUGUCGAGUGUUCGAUCAAAACGAAACUCACAACGUGUACCUCGAGGAGUUUAUAUGGACCAGAGACUGCGCUCUCGAGCUAAAGCGGAUAUAUAGACAAACAGACACCAACCACACAAUACAGGAAUACAUACAUGCUCUUCUAACAAAUCCAGACUACAAGGAAACUAUAAGGAAACUCUGUAUAGAUAAUGUAGCUGAAUAUUUGAUGGGUCAAAUGAAGACAAAUAAUCCUAAAAUUAUAUUAUUUCUGAAAAUUUUAUAUGAAUAAAAGAUGAGAAACGGUAA